AGAGGAGGCUGGAAAUGGUGCAGCAUCAACAAGGGGAAAAGGCGCAGCGGUCGCGCCAACGGAAUUAUGCGGCUCUCCUUAAACUCUCACUUUGAGAUUUUACUCCGUCGACAGAAGAACAGGUAAAUGGCAGGGUUUGGUAAAGUGCUGGCCAGCCGAUGCAGUGCGUAGGGCCUGGAGUCCACGGCGACGAAAACAUGAACGGGGCGGGGGAGCAGGUCGACAUCCUGCCCUCCAACUGCUUGGUAAAAGAGCGCUGGAAAGUGCUGAAGAAGAUUGGGGGUGGAGGGUUCGGGGAGAUCUAUGAGGCCUAUGAUCUGUUGACACGAGAGAAUAUGGCUCUUAAGGUGGAAUCUGCCCAACAACCAAAACAAGUGCUAAAGAUGGAGGUUGCUGUGCUAAAGAAACUACAAGGAAAGAAUCAUGUUUGCAAAUUUAUUGGAUGUGGAAGAAAUGACAAGUUCAAUUACGUUGUCAUGCAGCUGCAGGGAAGGAAUCUCGCUGAUCUCAGGAGGAGUCAGCCUAGAGGGACGUUCAGUAUGAGCACGACUCUACGGUUGGGGAAACAGAUUCUGGAGUCCAUUGAAGCUAUUCACUCUGUGGGCUUCCUGCACCGAGACAUUAAACCUUCUAAUUUUGCCAUGGGCCAAUUGCCGUCUACCUGUAGGAAAUGUUACAUGCUGGACUUUGGUUUGGCACGACAGUACACUAAUACGAAUGGGGAAGUGCGGCCUCCCAGGUCGGUGGCUGGGUUCAGAGGGACAGUACGCUAUGCUUCCAUUAAUGCUCAUAAAAACAAGGUAAGUUUCAAAGAGGACGGCCACAGACUGCACGCAAUCCAUUCACUGACUGUCUAUAGCGUAUUACGCGCAAAAUUUGGUAACCUUUCCCCGUAUGACGACAUAAAGGGAAGAUUCCAGAUUGGCUACAUUAAGAACAAUUUUUUAAAAGUUAUAUUUAUGGGCAUUUUCUGCCUUUAUUGGGACAGUGAGUUUCAUAUCUUCUAUGACCAUGUGCUGGAUUUAGAUUACUACACCAAACCUGAUUAUCAGUUGCUAAUGUCAGUAUUUGAGAACAGCAUGAAAGAGAGGGUGAUAACAGAAACCGAGCCUUAUGACUGGGAAAAAUCUGGAACAGAUACGGCCCUCCCCACCAGCACACACACGCCACCACAACAAAACACACGGCAAACUGCUGCCAUUGUGGGGAUGGUGAAUGUGACACCGGUACCUGGUGAAUUACCAAGGGAAAACACUGAUGAUGUUCUGCAAGAUGAACACCUGAGUGACCAAGAGAACGCUCCGCCUGCUUUGAUGCCCAGCAGGCCUAGCGAACCUGCUUCAGCCCCACCUCCUGGUGAAGGGUGGGAUGAAACUGACUUCAACCGUAACAAACUCAGGAUCAGCAUCAGUAAGACGCAAGUAGCAGCAGAGGAUGGGGAGGAGCCUGCAGGAGGAGGGAGGUCUGUUUCCCCGGCGAGGGGGGGAGAAGCAGACGCUCAGGCCCGCCCUCCAAGGUACCGGAGAGUGAACAGCCCAGAAUCUGACCGCCUGUCUGCUGCAGAGGAUAGAGGAGAUGCCGCAGAUAAACGCUCUCGUUUGGACAUGCUGGGUUCUCCAUCCAGGCACAUCUACUCUUCCCAGCCUGCUCAAAUGCUCUCUUUAGAAGCUGGGCAGGGAGAACGACUGGCCGGUGGCCACCAUGAUGUCUCUGCAGAUGGCGACCAGGAAGCCCACAGCAAUGCCUUCAUCCGCUCAGUCCCGCUGGCAGAGGAGGAGGACUUUGACAGCAGGGAGUGGGUGAUGAUUGAUAAAGAAACAGAGUUGAAAGACUUCCAUCCUGGGGCAGAGCCCACAACCUCAGGCACCACGGAUGAGGAACCAGAGGAAUUACGCCCCCUUGAGGAUCACGAGGAGAGGAGAAGGAGAGGACAUAUGCACGGGAUGGGUGGAGCUGAGGCUGUGGUACGACCCAAAACACAACGUGGGAUGAUGAUUGUAGCAGAGGAGGAGGGGGCGGGACCGAGCCCUGCCCAUUCACCUUGUCACUCGUUGCCUCAUACCUGCCCAAGAAGGAGGGAGUCAGAGCCGUUCGGACCUGAUGGACCGGAGGCUGCAGUGGCUGAACCUUCGCCUUCGAUCUCUCAGACGCGUCUGAAGCAAGUCGACUUUGUGUCUGGUGUGUUGAUGUUUGACGAUCUGAGAGAGGAGGGUGUGAAGACUGGAGGCUCAGGCAGUGAUGGAAGCCCUCGCAGUAGUGAGGGAAGUCCAGAGGGCGCUGCAUCCACCCUACUCGCCCCAGCCCACCGGGACCACGACCAGGAAGAGGGCUCACGCACACUGGUGCUUGUGUCUGCUGGUAAUGGGCAGGUUUCGCCUGGUGACGGGCAGGGAACUCUCGCCGCAUUGACACCGCAGGGCGAGCGACCCGUGCCGGAUGAAUCCGAACCCGGUACUCUUUCCUCUAUCUUUAGGUUGGAGCCCAGGCCUAUUGUCAUGACAUCUGCAGCUGUGAUCACCAGCGGCUCUUCCUCGCCGCCGUUCACCAAGGUGGAACGCACUUUCAUCCACAUCGCUGAGACGACGCAUCUCAAUGUCAUGACAGCCAGACACCGUCGUCCUGGACUGGAUGAGAUGAUUUCUACUGAGCGUGAGGAGACGGGUGGAAAGAAAGAGGAGAGAGAAAGGGUCAGUGAACGAGAGCAAAAGGAAAGUGAGGGGAUUACAUUAGAAAGAGGCGAGGAUGAGGGGGAAAAGGAUGAGAGUGAAGCUGAAGAAAAAGUAAAGAAGAGUAACAGAGACGAAGCAGAGGCUUUGUUUUUAGCCGAGUCACAUGACCAGCCAGAGACUACAGUUAUUGAGGAAGAAGUCUCCAAAGAAGCCAAACUGGAAGUCAGACCAGAGGGUGUCCCACCAGAAGUAGACCAGCAAAAGGAACAGGAGCAGGAAGAGUGUCCAUCACUAACACCUGAACAAAACAGAGAUGCAGAGGUGGAGGAUGAGAAGGAUAUGUCUCCACCGGAGGCGGAGUCACCUGAUAGAAAGCCACUCCCACAGAGGCGGAGCCGUAUCCCUGUGCUUAUGUCAGAAGAGGAAACGGGCUCAGACAAGUCGUCGCAGACGAGUCAAGAGCAGUUUCAGCGAACUCGCAAAAGCCGACAACAACAGCUGGCUCGUCUUGUCCUGGAGCGCAAACAAACCCACCUGAUUCGCUCUCGCUCCACCUCCUCGCACUCCCCGACACUCUCAACCACUGCAUCUGAAGAUGAAACCCACCAAUCAGAUGACUCGGCGAGAGGAGAGAGAGGAGCAGAUGGGAAAAUUAGGAGCAGAAUCCCUCGUCCAGUCACACCUAUCAUGGGGUCAUCCGACCAACUGGGCGGCACGACCCUUCCACAAACCCAGAGAUCUGUGUCUUUCAUUCAAUAUAGAACCAACAGUUCUGUCAAUCCCAGGAUUCAAAAGUCUGCAAGUCUGCACACAAAUAUCCAUCAGCAGCCGGCUAAACCUCAGCUCCGUCCCUCUCAAACACUUCCACCCCGUCCUCCAUCUUCAGGCCCUUCCCAAUCACAGGGAAGUCGGACCGCCACACAUACCGUUACUCGUACCUCAGUUGUUAAUGCCACCCGAAGCAUCAGCACUUCCCCUCGGAGCUACGCCACCUCUCGCACCGACAGCCCUUCGCCUCAGCGCAUUCGCCGACAGCCUGCAGCCAAUGAAACGCAACGACAGCCCAAACCUCCUUGCCCACCGCAGUCCAAAUCCAAACCUCAGGAUUCCACCCCCAAAAAGAGCAAAACCCACCCAUCAGCCUCAUCGCAAAAGGCAAAGAAAGAUCCACUGGAGUCAAAGACUAAAACAAGAUAAUUAAGACUUCAUUCCUUCAGGUGAUCUUCAGGUGAUCAGCAUCAUCAUCAUCAUCAUCAUCACAAUCACUCUCUGAAUCAUCAGUGUUGGACUGUACGUCUCAUUAAACACAACAAACUCAACCAAACAAUAUGGAUGGAUGUGUUCGUUAUUCAGCCAAGUGACUGCAGCAGCUACGAAAUACCUCUAAUGAGGAGAACCUCUGACAUUUAUACACACACACACAGUGUGUGUGCGGGCGAGUUGUCAUUAAUGAAGUGUGUUGGACAGAUGAACACACCUCAUAUGCCUUAAAAUAAUAAUUGCUGCCGUCACAACAAAGCUUCCACAGGCUCUACCCUCCUGUCAACGCCACUAUCAUGUUCAAUAAUACAA
Molecule: messenger RNA, 4241 nt
Organism: Sinocyclocheilus rhinocerous
Lineage: Eukaryota; Metazoa; Chordata; Actinopteri; Cypriniformes; Cyprinidae
Gene: ttbk1b
Product: tau tubulin kinase 1b
Exons: 15
Coding region: 159-3866 (1235 amino acids)
Biological process (GO): protein phosphorylation
Molecular function (GO): protein kinase activity; ATP binding
Source: RefSeq, a predicted model, not a curated record